AAAAAAAAAAAAAAAAAGAUUCAAGUUUCAGUCCUUCAGCAUUUUAUCUAAAUGAAUACAACAGUAAACAAACACUCCACAUCAGUGGAGAAGCAGCCUAAGGUAGUGGUUAAUAAGUUUCUAGGGCCAGACAGCCUGGAUCUGAAUCCUAGCUCUGACACAAGCUGUGUGAUCUUGCACAAGUUACUUGACCUCUCUGUGCUUUAAUUCCCACAUCUUCAAACUUCAGAUAAUGUAACUUAGGUCAUAAAUUUUUAUGAUAACUAAAUGAAUGACCAGUUAUAAAGCUUCUAAAACUGAGCCUGGAAUAUAGAAAGUAGUAUAUAAUAUUUAUAUUUUUUAAUUAUCUUCAAUUAUAUAUAGUUUUACAAAAAUGAUGUCACAUUAUAUACACUAUAUUAGAGCUUGUAUUUUUCCAAUAUGAUUAUAGCCCUUGAGGACAAUCUGCUUCUUCAUGAUUUUCUUGUGUGUUGGGAUCUUUGAAAGUGUCCAAUAAAUACCAGUCCAACCCCAAUCCAUCAUGACUAUGAAUCAACUGAAAAAUAAGUCAGAGAAGUAUGACACACAGAAUCCAAAAUAUCAUUCUUAGCACUGAACAAGUGGACAUGAGGGAAUGUGGCCGAUUUCCAUUGGCAAGCAGGCUUUCUUAGAGUUAACCUCCAGAUAGACUUCCCACCUAGUCAUGGCACCUUCUCCUCCUGGAGUGAGCGAGAGUAUGAAAAGGAAAGAUAUGCUAUGCUCACAGAAUUCCAUCUAUAUAGAAGGAAAUAAUAAAAAUGAGGGAUAAUAAUAAUUAUCCUUUUCCCUUUUUCUCCCUCUAUCAUGGAAAAGUUUUCCUUCUGAGUUUAGUGUACUAUUUUUACUCCAGCAAAGCAGGUAAGGUAAUUAAGACUUUGUAUCUUGAAUUUGGGCAUUCUCCCCACACAUAACUUAAAUAAGAAACCUGGAUAUACCUUGCUGAGUGAAGAUUUGGUGAGAAUGGCUGUGUUUACCUGAUACAAAAGUAGUUGGUUAAAAAUCAGUUGAUUUGAUGACAAAAUCUCCUUUGGUGUCACAUAGAAAUCACAGGAUCUGCAUAUGUAAUGUUGAGAGCUGGCCAAUUAUAUGAACUAGUUAAAUCCCCUGAAUCUUGUGUUUUUGGGAAUAAGAAGAGCAUUAAGGAUUGAAGGUAUAAUAUCUAAUAACAUCCAUCUAAUAUCUAUAACAUCCAUCCAAUCUGAGUGUUGAUUGUGUGCUAGCAUCAUAUUACACAUUUACUAUGUAUUAUCGUAUUUAAUUUUACUGCAACUGGUGGUGGUUGUGUUGGUCAUUUGUGUUGGUCCUUCCCAUCUUCUGAUCCUUUCUGUCCUCCAUGGGACUGACUUCAGAGAACUAUCAUUCACAGGUUCCCUUGCUUCAGAUUUUCAGUUAGGUAGUCACUGGGAGGUAUUGGUGAGAGACUGGGGUGGCAGAGGGGAAAAGCCAUUUCUCCUGCUCUCUGCUCGAAGCAGUGCCUCUGGCAGUGGCUGUGCAUCCCGACAGGCCAGCUCUUGUAGUCCAGCCCUUUUCCCUUUCUGUUCGUCUCAGGAGUGGGAGAGACUUGCCACUGACAUCAGUCUCUGGGUUUGCUCACUCUCUGCCCAGUUAGGCCUUUGACUCUUUAGAACUAGUUUCCCAUAAUUACUUCUUCUAUUGAAAUACCCGUCAUAGAUUCUAUUUUCUUGUCUGAACCUUGACAUAUAUAAACAUAGAGAAGAUCUUCAUGGUACAGGUAGAUGAAGUGACUUGUGCAAAAAUCACACAGCAAGUUUAAAAACAGCCUUUCAAACCAGGAGUGCUUCCUUUCAAAGUUCAAGUACUUUAACUCCUAUGCUCCGUCUAAAUGAUAUUCUGAAUGAAUAUCCGAAUAAACAGUCUUCAUGAAUUGCUUCCUUUUAUUACUUAGCUCAAAUUGCAAAAUGGCACUAACCAGCUAUUAUUAGCACUGAAUUGUCUUUCUCUCCUAUUAGCCAGUGAGACUGCUUGAGAGCAGAGCACAUAUGUUAUUCAUCUUUGUAUUCCUAGAACCAACUACUGUGCUUGGAAUGUGGUAGAGCCUUAACAAAUAUUUGUGGAAUGAGUGAAUAAUAAUCACGGUCAAUUACAGAGUGACUAUUUCAUUCCAGCAUGGAUGCUAGGGGUGUUAUGUAAAUUUUAUAACUCAAUCUUCAUAACCAUUCGGCAAGGUAGGCAUAAAUAUUCCAACAUCAUAGAUGAGGAAAAAUAAGCUCAGAAUUUAAAAAAUGCACAACUAAACUAGAGUUAAAUCCAGGCUAACUGGGCUUUAAAGUCUGACCUUUUCACUCUAUCUAGCUGCCUCCCUAUAUUCCUUAAUGUGAAGGAAUGAAUACAUAAAUAAUUGUGUUGGGGAAAAAUUGAAACAUCUUACUGCAUUUUUAGUUAUUACAGGAGCUUCCUAAACAGAUAAAGCCUUAUCUCUAUGAGAAAAAGGAAGAGUUUAGCAUUUCUUUGCCAUCAUUAAAUGAAGGAACGAGUUUUUGUAUCUAAAACUAUGCCUAUGCAGGCAGAAGGAAGAGAAAUUGGGAUAAUAAUCUGAAAAAUGAAACAAUUUAAAUUGCAAAUUUGAAAAACACUGGCUACUCCCAUAAUUAUCUAAUCAUUCUCUGGAGUUACUUGGCAUGAGAUGUAACACUGAUGAUAUUCAGAACCAGCUCUCCUGAAGACUUAGAAGUCAGGUUUUAACUCUGCUUUUCAUGUUUUCAUCUAUUUUCCAGAGCUAGGAAGUUCUGUGAAUCGGCAGUGCCCUAGAGAAUGUUUCCCUUCCUGAGACUCCAGGGAAGUCUUGGAACGCAAAGAACUUGAAGAGGGCACCUGGCCAAACAGAGAUUUUUGAGACUUGAAUAGAACUAAGAAAUAUCAAGAUUUAAAACAUACAUACCUUGGAAGACUCAGAAGGAGCAACAUGGGAGAAACUGAGAAAACCAUUGAAACUCAUAGAAUAAGAUGUCUCUCCAAGUUGAAGAUGUUUCUGUUGGCAAUAACAUGUGCAUAUGUAGCCAAAACACAAUCUGGAUCUUAUAUGAAUUCCAUGCUCACACAAAUAGAGAGACAAUUCAAUAUCCCGACAUCUCUAGUUGGAUUUAUUAACGGAAGCUUUGAGAUUGGAAAUCUUUUAUUGAUUAUAUUUGUGAGUUAUUUUGGAACUAAACUGCAUAGACCUAUAAUGAUUGGGGUUGGAUGUUUGAUUAUGGGCCUAGGGUGUUUCUUACAAUCACUACCUCAUUUCCUCAUGAACCGAUAUGAAUAUGAAUCUACAGUUUCAGUUUCAGGCAAUUUGUCCUCAAACAGUUUCUUGUGUAUGGAAAAUGGAACCCAGAUUUUCAAACCAACAGAAGAUCCAUCAGAGUGUGUGAAGGAAGUUAAAUCAUUAAUGUGGGUGUAUGUACUAGUUGGAAAUAUUAUACGUGGAAUUGGUGAAACUCCCAUCAUGCCUCUAGGUAUUUCCUACAUAGAAGAUUUUGCCAAAUCUGAAAACUCUCCUUUAUAUAUUGGGUUUAUCGAAACAGGAGCUAUCAUUGGUCCAUUGAUUGGACUUUCGUUAGCGUCAUUCUGUGCAAAUAUUUAUGUUGACACUGGAUCGGUGAACACAGAUGAUCUGACCAUAACUCCCACUGAUACUCGUUGGGUUGGUGCAUGGUGGUUUGGCUUUUUGGUUUGUGCAGGAGUGAAUGUGCUCACUGCCAUUCCUUUUUUCUUUUUGCCCAAAACGCUUCCAAAGGAAGGACUGGAGGAUAAUGCUGAGACCAUUACAAACGUCAAGGAAGAGAAACAAAGAGAAGGCAACAAGAAAAGGGAUAGAAUCACUAAAGAUUUUUUGCCGUUCAUGAAAAGUCUUUUAUGCAACCCGAUUUACAUGCUUUUCAUACUAAUAAGUGUGCUACAGUUCAAUGCAUUUGCCAGUAUGUUCUCCUUCAUGCCUAAAUAUCUGGAACAGCACUAUGGAAAAUCCACUUCAGAUGCAAUCUUUCUCAUUGGUAUUUAUAACUUACCUCCAAUAUGCAUUGGAUAUAUAGUUGGCGGCUUAAUUAUGAAGAAAUUCAAGAUUACUGUCAAACAAGCUGCCCAUAUAGGAUGUUGGUUUUCCUUAACUGAGUAUCUUCUCUAUUUUUCGUGUUUUUUCAUGAUCUGUGAUAAUUCUUCAGUUGCUGGAAUAACUGCCUCUUAUAAAGGAAUGCAACAAGAUUUACAUGUGGGAAAUAUUCAUGCUGACUGCAACAAAGAUUGCAACUGUCCAUCUAAAAUAUGGGAUCCUGUAUGUGGAAACAAUGGCUUGUCAUACAUGUCAGCCUGUCUUGCUGGUUGUGAGGCAUCCUCUGGAACAGGAAUAAACAUGGUAUUCCAAAAUUGUAGCUGCAUUCAAACACCAGGAAAUUCAUCUGCAGUUCUUGGAUUAUGUGACAAAGGACGGGACUGUUCUAUGAUGCUCCAAUACUUUUUAAUCUUGUCAGUGAUCAGCAGUUUCAUCUAUUCCUUAUCUGCCAUACCUGGGUAUAUGGUACUCCUGAGGAGCAUUAAGCCUGAAGAGAAGUCUCUUGGUGUGGGAUUACAUGCAUUUUGCACAAGAGUUUUCGCGGGAAUUCCUGCACCUAUAUAUUUUGGUGCUUUAGUGGACUCCACAUGUUUACACUGGGGAACUUUGAAAUGUGGUGAGUCAGGGGCAUGCAGGAUAUAUGAUUCCACCAACUUCAGAUACAUCUACCUUGGAUUGCCAGCAGCACUAAGAGGAUCAAGUUAUAUUCCAGCCUUUUUGAUCCUAAUUAUUUUGAGGAAGUAUCAUCUCCCUAAGGAAAAUGCCUCUUCAGAAACUACGCUUGAGGCAAAGUUUACAGAGAAGGAAAAUGAGGGCAAAGAGAUGGACCAAAAUUCCAAAGUUCUGAAUAAUGAGGAAUUGAAAACUAAACUGUAAUAUACUUCAUGCUUCCCAGACUGGAGGGCAUACUACAACAUAAUUUUUGUUUGUUUAAAUCAGUAGAGGUAUUGCGGGUAACUUUUCCUUGUCUUUAAGACCCUCAAAUUUUUUUUUUUUUUUAAACUCAAGUUAAAAAAAUGCUCACUGAUGGUCUUUCUGAGGGAACAGUGACGCUUGAGAUUUUCCUCAGAGCGACUUUUAUCACAACCUUCAAAAUAGGACAUAAAAACCAACUUUACUUUUAUGUUAAAACAGCAAUUUCUCUCUUAACUCAUGCAAUAUAAAUUUAUAUUUUCCAUAUCUCCAUUUCCAAGUGAUUCUAAGAAUUUCCUAUUAUGAAAAUCUGUUUAACUCCAUUGAAUUUCUGCUUUGGUAUCAGGAUUAUUUAGAGACUGAAAUUCCUGUCUUAGGUGAAUAUUGAAGCAUUUUAUUUAAAAUGAUCAAGUGAAAGAAGCUGAAAUCUUUUAAUUCUAUUUUCAGUUAAAUAAUUGUUCUUUUACUUUCCCUUUUCACUCCAGACAUGAUUUUUUAAAAAAAUAGAUUAGGUAGUAAUGUGCUACCACCUGCUUUCAAUUAAUCCUCUACUUUAUUACUGACAUCAUGGAUCUGCUCAUUUUGUUGAGAUUUCUGACAAGCUUAAAUGGGUAAUUAAAAAUUAUGUAGCAAAGUUUGUUGGAAUUUUUUUUUUUUUUUAGCAAUUCAAACCUGAUACUAAACUCUCUUAAAAACAAAUGUCUAAGUCAGAGGAUGAAAGGACAAGAUCAGAAAAACACUAAUCCUUAAAGGCUGUUCAUAGUGCCAGCUGUUGUCCAAAGAAAUCAUUUUCCUGGAUACAAGAGGCCUCCUCAGUCAGAUGAUCAUGUCAUACAUAGUGUCUUGAGUUAGACCACAAACCCCAAUUGUCCAUAUAUUGUCUUAGAGAAAAAGGACGCUUUUAAAAGGUAGCUUCUGUUAUGGAACUGGGGUUAGUCAAAUUCAAGCUGCACAUUUAAAACUAAAUCUACUCAUCAUUAUUUAGUACCUGAGGGAUACGAUAAAGGUGUGAACGGAUUUUAGAGAUGCGAGAGGUCUUCUGGACUCUAUGGAGUUUCUUGUGCAAGAGAGAAGAAUGAACAAUAUGUUUACUCCUUAUUCUUCCUCCCACUGAAAGGACAGUCAGCGUAGGUAUAAUGAUAGAACUUCCUUAUUGGUGAGGAGACUGCAGGGAGGGAGGACUGGAGAGGUGGGUGUCAAUAUAUUCUGGUUGUUUAUGUGUCAUAUGAAGGGAAUGGGAGUGUCUCUAGGGACAGAACAGGGUGGAAGAAGCUGUCAUCCAGGAUGAUCUUAGAAGGAGACUGGAAUGUAGGUAGGAGACUGAGUUGAAAGUUAAAAGAACACGAGUUAGAAAAUAGGCCACAAGCUGGACACGAGACAGGCAGUUCAUGGAAGAAUUGUGUAUGUGUAUUUUGCGGAGCAAUGUAAUUUCCUGAAAAUUGGAUGUGCCACUUAAGAAGAAAGCAGUGGAGGAGUUCCUGUUGUGGCUCAGCAGAAAUGAACCCAACUAGCAUCCAUGAGGAUGUGAGUUUGAUCCUUGACUUCGCUCAGUAGGUUAAGGAUCUGGCGUUGCCAUGAGCUGCAGUGUAGGUCACAGUUUUGGCUUAGAUCCCUUGUGGCUGUGGUUGUGGUGCAGGCUGGCAACUGCAUCUCCUAUUUGACCCCUAGCCUGGAAAUUUCCAUGUGCAGCAGGUGUGGCCCUAAAAAGAAAAAAGAAAGCAAGCAGCAGAGAGGAGAAUGACAUGGUAGAAUAUAGAACUGGUUUGGGGGUAGCAUGAAGAGUUAAAUUUUAGACUCAUGAUGAAUUUUGAGGCUUUGUCUCUGGGUGUAUUAAAAAUAAUCAUGGGCGUUCUCAUUAUGGCUCAGUGGAAAGGAAUCCAACUAGGAAUCAUGAGGUUGUGGGUUCAAUCCCUGGCCUUGCUCAGCGAGUUAAGGAUCCGUUGUUGCCUGAGCUGUGGUGUAGGUUGCAGACACGGCUCAGAUCCUCCAUUGCUGUGGCUGUGAUGGGGGCCAGCAGCUACAACUCCGAUUAGACUCCUAGGCUGGGAACCUCCAUAUGCUGUGGGUGAGGGCCUAAAAAGAAAAAAAAUUUAAAAAAACCAAACAAACCAUGAUUCAAGACCAAAUUUAUUUCCGAAAUCCAGAGACAAAGCUUUCUGGGAAGACAUUUUACCCUUUCUCUCCCUUCCUGAACUAUGGAUAUUAGGCCUCAAGGGGCACCAAGCACCAAGAGGCAAGAAGCGCAGGGAGAAAGGAUGACACUGUGAAGCCGGGACUGCAGGAUGACAGGGAAGAGCCUAUGUAUCUGAUUCCACACUGAGUACACUCAACAGUGGGGAUGCGGGGGGCGGGGGGGGGGAGCUUGUAAGCUUAGCAAUUUUGAAAGGGCUAUUAAAAAAAUUCAAAAUGUAUAUAACACGAGGUUAAAAGUGAAUAUUUACUUAGAAUGGGAAAAAAUCACAUCGAAUUCCAUGUACUAUGCUUCAGGAUAUGAUCAUGAUUAAAAAAAAAACCCUACUGCAAACUUUAUAGUUAAACAGGAAAUAUUAAAAGCUUUCCUGCUGAUGUUGGGAGUGAGAAGAAAAUGGCUGCUAUCACCAUUUCUAUCCAACAGAAUGUCCUAGCCAGAGAAAUGGGAAGAAAAAGAGUUAAAAUUUUAAGCAUGAGAAAAGAGAAAAAAAAAAAAAAA
Sus scrofa (pig) is the source of this 7670-nucleotide messenger RNA. RefSeq names its product solute carrier organic anion transporter family member 1A2 (gene SLCO1A2). Gene Ontology annotation, biological process: bile acid and bile salt transport; sodium-independent organic anion transport; transmembrane transport. Gene Ontology annotation, cellular component: basolateral plasma membrane. The record is from RefSeq and is a predicted model, not a curated record. Gene Ontology annotation, molecular function: protein binding; bile acid transmembrane transporter activity. Lineage: Eukaryota; Metazoa; Chordata; Mammalia; Artiodactyla; Suidae.